[Torrubiella] hemipterigena is the source of this 1587-nucleotide messenger RNA. NCBI's taxonomy places the organism in Eukaryota, Fungi, Ascomycota, Sordariomycetes, Hypocreales, Clavicipitaceae. The record is from the annotation of a GenBank genome assembly.
AUGUUGCUCUCUAAGCAGUUGGCAAGCUUCAUUGCCUUCGCUGGGCUCUCCAGCAACGCUGUUUUGGGAAUGAUGAAUGAGACGGUCAAUUCGCAGGUUCGCCUUGCGUAUGCCACGGAUUCGGGCAUGAUUGUGUCUUGGAACACGCUCAAGCAGCUGUCACAGCCAACAGUGCGCUAUGGCCGCUCUGCUGACGACCUGUGUUUCCAAGCGUCUUCUAGCGUGUCCAUCACUUACAACACGUCUCUAACGUACCACAACCACGUCGCGCUGAAGGGGUUGAGGCCUGACACGACCUACUACUACUUGCCUAGCGAUAUGCUCGCUGACAAUGCCACAACACCACCAUACAGCUUCCGCACAAGCAGAUCCGCUGGUGAUGGAACCCCUUACUCGGCUGCUGUCCUCAUUGACUUGGGUACCAUGGGGCCUAAGGGCUUGACCACGUCCGCUGGUCAGACUGUGAACCCCAACAACAUCUUGAAGCCAGGGGAGAACAACACAAUGCAGUCCUUGGAAAAGCUCAUCUCUACUUAUGAUUUCAUGCUCCACCCUGGUGAUUUUGCCUAUGCCGAUGCUUGGCUAAAGGAAGAGGCGCAAGGCUUUCUGCCCAACACGACUCUCCAGGAAGGCUACGAAGUGUACGAAUCCAUCCUCAACGACUUUUACGAUGAAAUGACGCCCAUGUCUUCCACUAAGCCGUGGAUGGUUGGUGCCGGCAACCACGAGGCCAACUGCAUCUGCGGAACCUACAAGGACCCGUUCAACCACAUCACGUACAACGACACCAUCUGCAGCCCCGGCCAGGACAACUUUACCGAUUUCCGUACCCGCUUCCGCAUGCCUGCUGAGUCCUCGGGUGGUACCGAGAACUUUUGGUACAGCUUCGACCAUGGCAUGGUCCACUACGUCAUGCUGGACACGGAGACGGAUCUUGGCAACGGAGUCAUUGGCCCUGACGAGACCAACGGUGGCGAAGGCGACCACACUGGUCCUUUUGGCGCAUAUCCCAAUGCCCAAUUGGACUGGCUCGAGAAGGACUUGCAGUCUGUUGACCGCACCAAGACUCCCUGGGUCAUUGCUAGCGGCCAUCGACCAUGGUAUCUCAGCUACGCCAACAAGACACACACCAUCUGCUGGAGCUGCAAGAACAACUUUGAGCCCCUCUUUAUUAAGUACGGCGUCGACCUGUACUUGUCGGGCCAUGCGCACUUUUAUCAGCGCUCUGCGCCUCUGAACAAUGGCACCAUUGACCCCAACGAGCUGGAUAACCCCUCUGCCCCCUGGUACAUUACGUCGGGUGCCGCCGGCCACUACGACGGCUUGGACAAUGGCACGGCUGUUCCCAAGCCGUAUGAACGUUUCCGUAUGGACCAGAGAAACGCGACGUAUGGUUGGUCUAGACUUACCUUCCACAACUGUACCCACAUGACGCACGACUGGAUCAACUCCAAUGACAGCUCUAUUGUCGACAGUGCCACGCUGUAUAAGAAGAGAGAGUGCAGCUUGUCCCAGCCCAAGGUGCCUGGAUUGACCAAGCUGCCUAAGUUGCGUAAGCUGCCAAAGUUACCCAAGCUUGAUUUUUAA